AACGACUAGUGAGGAGGAACUCGCUCUAGUUCUGCGAGUCCGCUCCAAGUUUGUGACCUGGAAUAAACGAGACACUUCUAAAAAUUGCAGAGUCGAGAGGAGCCUUAAACCGUCUUGAGAAAGGGGAAGAGCAGAUUUAAAGACGUACAUUCCCCAAAGACAGCGCCAUGAGUCGCAGCAUUGUGCGCCAGAGUAAGUUCCGGCAUGUUUUUGGGCAAGCAGUGAAAGCAGAUCAAAGUUUUGAUGAUAUCCGGGUUUCCAAAGUGACAUGGGACAGUUCCUUCUGUGCAGUUAACCCAAAGUUUCUGGCAGUUAUAGUGGAGUCCAGUGGAGGCGGGGCCUUUCUGGUUCUGCCUCUCUCACAGGUGGGUCGAGUGGACAAAAACUACCCUCUAGUGGUUGGACACUCAGGGCCUGUUCUGGACAUUGACUGGUGUCCUCACAAUGACAACAUACUGGCCAGCUGCUCUGAAGACACCACUGCCAUGGUAUGGCAGAUCCCUGACCACACUCCCUCUCGUCCCAUCAGUGAGCCCAUUGUGGUGCUGGAGGGUCACUCUAAACGUGUGGGCAUCAUCAAAUGGCACCCCACUGCUCGCAACAUACUCCUCACUGCAGGCAGUGAUAAUCUGAUCAUCAUCUGGAAUGUGGGCACUGGAGAACCCUUGAUGACAAUGGAUGACCAUCCUGAUCUCAUCUAUAACGUCAGCUGGAACUACAACGGUAGCCUGUUUUGCACUACCUGCAAGGACCGUCGCCUUCGAGUGUGUGAUGCCCGGAAAAACGAGGUGGUGGCGGAAAGACUGUCUCCACAUGAGGGCAUCCGGCCAAUGAGAGCCAUUUUUACCAAAGAGGGCAACAUUUUCACCACAGGUUUCACCCGGAUGAGCCAGAGAGAGCUUGGCCUGUGGGAUCCGACUAAUUUUGAAGAGCCCAUAGCAUUGUUGGAAUUGGACACAAGUAAUGGAGUUUUAUUGCCUUUUUAUGAUCCAGACACUAACAUCAUGUAUCUUAGCGGCAAGGGUGACAGCAGUAUUCGAUAUUUUGAGAUCACAGAGGAGCCUCCCUAUGUGCAUUACAUCAGCACAUUCAGUAGCAAGGAGCCACAGAGAGGAAUGGGCUUCAUGCCCAAGAGAGGAGUGGACGUCAGCAAGUGUGAGAUUGCCAGAUUAUAUAAACUCCAUGAAAGAAAGUGUGAGCCUAUUAUGAUGACAGUACCCAGAAAGUCGGACCUGUUCCAGGAUGAUCUGUACCCAGACACAGCAGGCCCAGAGCCAGCUCUGGAACCUGAAGAAUGGAUGGACGGACGAGACGCAGACCCCAUAUUAGUGUCAAUGAGGGAUGGCUAUAUUCCUCCAAAGAGUAGAGAGCUAAAGGUGGCCAAGAAGAAUGUUCUAGACACCAGACCUGCGACACGUAGAAGCAUGUCUGUCGUAGAUGGAAGUAGUUUGCCCCCUCAGUUGUUGGAGAAGCUUGUUGAGGAGAUCCAAAAUCUGAAGGCCACAGUUCUCUCUCAGGAGAAACGAAUCUGUGACUUAGAGAAUAAACUCUCUAAGUACACUAAUGGCACAGUCUGAAUAAAGCUAACUCAUCCUAUGCACUCUGCCCAAUUCACUGCUAACCCCUCACAACUAAAGUAUGAGCACAGAUAGGCCAAGCCACCUCAACUCACACCAGCUAUUAUCAACACCGUAACUCCGGUUCAACUGGCUGUACCGCCAAUUGACUUCACAGGCUUUUUCUAAAUGUGAAUAAAUCAUACAGUAGUUCCAUUUUGGAGAAUUAGGAGAUUUAAUUUGGCAAAGGCACUUAUAAUGCUCGUCCUGAUGCUUUGUAGAAAAAUUGUUAAUAUUGUGUAGUAGUACACAAUAUUAGCUGUAUUCCUUAAAUGCUUAAGGAAUCAUAUCAGGAAGAAUUUAUGUCAGCUAUUCAAAAGGUAGGCAAAACCACCUUCAUUUUAGGAUUUACAAAUCCUUUAAUGUACUUACUGCUUUUUAACCUUAAAUGCUGUCAAAUAAUGGCAGAAGAAAUGUAGCUGCAGCUUUCUGUAGUGGUUAACAGUCUUUGGUAGUCUCUUUGGUAGUCUCUGUGUGAAUAUACCUCAUUGUAAAGACCAGGACUUGGGAUCAGAUGGUAGCAUAUGUAGCCCUUAUUUGGUCAGCUCUGGACAAGCAACAUGUAUGGCAUGACUAUGAUAUGUCAGGACAGUAGUGAGCUCAGUAAUGCCGCCAAUACACUACACAAUUUUCAUCGGAUUGCUGUUCUUUUCACACUACACUAACUUUUUUGGGUAUCACGAAGUUGCUGUGGUUUACACAUAACAACGGAUCGGGGACUGUGGGUCACACAUCACACAGUUUCACUAGGAAGAAUCCACAACAAAAAAGAUGACUUCUCGGUAUUUCCCUUGCGUUAUAUCUUGUUCUCUUAUUGGCUGUAAGUCGUCGCCAAUGUGAUUUCCAGUCAAAACACAUUUCACUCUGCAAGACUGAGUUGCAGAGUGAAAUGUGUUUUAGCCUGCUAAUUACUUCUCGGGUAUCAGUGUUUUUCUCAGAUUGUUUCUCAGAUUGUCUCCACUAUAUAUGAUCUCACACUAUAUGAUAGUCACUCACAUGAAAGAGCACCGAUUUGCCUCAGAUUUAAGGCUGAUCUCCAGAAAAACCAGGCCUAAAAUGUAGUGUAGUGUAGUGCAUACCUGGCUUGAGAGUUCUGCACAUCACUUCAUGCCAUUUUAUCAUAAAGGAACAGUUCACCCAAAAAUGAUAUACUCUUGAUAAACUAAUCCUCAUAUUGUUAAACUAUUACGUUUAUUUUUCAGUAGAUAUGAAAGUUGUUGCUAAAUGUCCAAGCUGCUCUUUUCCAUACAAUGAAUGGUGAGUGAUUACUCGGGCUGUGGAGCUCCAAAAAUGACAAAAAAAAGCACAAAAAAGUGCACUCGUGCACUAUAUUCCAAAUGUUCUGAAGACUUAGGAUAACUGUGGGGAACAAGCACAAGAUGCAUCGUGCCAUCAGCGACAUGAAAGAUUAUUAGUUCUUGCAAAACUAUUUAAAAAAAAUCUUUAAAUCAAAACAUGCACAUAUAUUUGAGAUCUACAGCAGAAGGAAUUAAAAAUAACUGCUUUUAGUCUGUUCUUCAUAUAAAACUAUAUAUAGACCACAUAGCUUCAGAAGACUUUGCAUAUGGUGUAUGCGUGUAUUGGUGUGUGUAUUAGUAUUAUACUGUUUUUUUUGUAGUUUUUUUCCUUCACAUUUUUGAAACUUGAAGCUUGACAGCAUCAAUACACACUUUCAUUGCAUGAAAAAAAACAGCCUGAACAUUCUAGAUAAGAUUAAAAGAAACGUAGAUAAAUGAGAACAUGAUUUUCAUCUUUGGGUGAACAGUUCCUUAAGGCAGAUGCAGGUAGCUCCUGGAAAUCUUUAUAUAAAGAUAUCAAAUGUUAAUCUAAUGAUUUAACAUAAAAAGCAAAAGGAUGUUUGCAUAGACAACAUGUCUCUACUUGUCCCUCUUUGUAAGAGUGCUUGCAUUAUUGACUCUUAAAUUGCUACUAAUCUCUCAUUUUACACACCUCUGCAUUUCCAGCUUUGACCAACACAAUUAAAACUCAUGUAGCUUCUGUUUAACAUUUCAAAGUGUAAAUAUAAAAAAAAAACAUGAAAAAGCAAAAUAUCAAAACCAAAGACAUUGUUUUGUGUUUAUGUAGAGGAUAAAUCGUGAGUAUUAUGGUUUGAAUAAAACUCUUUUUGUACAAAAAAAAAUGUUGCCAUUGUUGUAUACAGUCACUUGCUCAUAAAAAUGCAUGGACACACAUGACACAUUCACCAUGGUUAAUUACUCACUCUGCGACUUAUUUAUUUCUAGGCAC
This is a messenger RNA of Sinocyclocheilus grahami, 3863 nucleotides long. RefSeq names its product coronin-6-like. The transcript has 11 exons. Gene Ontology annotation, biological process: cell migration; actin filament organization. Bases 168 to 1577 code for a protein of 469 amino acids. The record is from RefSeq and is a predicted model, not a curated record. NCBI's taxonomy places the organism in Eukaryota, Metazoa, Chordata, Actinopteri, Cypriniformes, Cyprinidae. Gene Ontology annotation, molecular function: actin filament binding.